CCGUUCUCCCACGUGAAUUGAUCACGUGACCAAACCGCGGGAAAAGCUGUCUUUGUUGACGUAAAAAUGGAUGUCGCUGAUCAAGUUGCGAGAACGAACCAGGUGAAAGAUCAGAUUGGCGAAAGAUGCCAGAAACUAUUUCAAGAUUUUCUUGAAGAGUUCAGCGUCGAUGGGGAGCAAAAGUACCUGGGUGAGGUCCAGGAGCUGAUUCGACCAGAGAGGAACACGCUGACAGUGAGCUAUGAGGAUGUGGAGAAGUACAACCAGCAGCUUGCCACAACCGUACUGGAGGAGUACUACAGGGUAUACCCGUUCCUGUGUCGAGCUGUGAGAAACUAUGCAAAGGACUGGGGUCAGAUACCAUCAAACAAGGAGUUUUAUGUGAGCUUCACAGAUGUCCCAUCAAGACUCAAGGUGCGAGAGUUGACCACAUCAAAGAUUGGCUCAUUGCUGCGCAUCACUGGUCAAGUUGUGAGAACCCAUCCCGUUCACCCAGAACUCAUCAGUGGCACAUUUAUGUGUCUCGAGUGCCGUACCGUAAUCAGAGACGUCGAACAGCAAUUCAAGUUUACACAGCCAAGCAUUUGCCGAAAUCCAGUGUGUAAUAACAGGUCCAAGUUCAUGUUGGAUGUGAACAAGUCUCGGUUUGUCGACUUCCAAAAAGUGCGCAUUCAGGAGACUCAGGCUGAAUUACCACGUGGAAGUAUACCUAGAAGUGUUGAGAUUGUCUUGCGAGCAGAGGCUGUAGAGAUGGCCCAGGCUGGAGACAAGUGUGACUUCACAGGAACACUCAUUGUGGUGCCUGAUGUCAGCUGCAUAUCCAUUCCUGGUGCCCGUGCAGAGACGGGGGCAAAGGUGUCUGCUAACCAAGGUUAUGAGAAUGAGGGUGUACGGGGUCUGAAGGCGCUUGGUGUACGGGACCUCAACUACAGAAUGGCUUUCCUGGCCUGUACUGUCACAUCAACAAGUGCUAGGUUAGGUGGUAUGGCCCUGAAGGAGGAAGAGAUGACUGCGGAAAACGUGAAGAAACAGAUGACAGACGAAGAAUGGCAGCAGGUAUAUGACAUGUCCCGUGAUAAAAACCUCUACCAGAACCUGUGCUCCAGUCUCUUCCCUACUAUACACGGAAAUGAGGAAAUAAAGCGUGGCAUCCUCCUCAUGUUAUUUGGUGGUGUGGCCAAGCAGACAAUGGAGCAGACAAAGCUGCGAGGUGACAUCAACAUCUGUAUCGUGGGUGACCCCAGCACAGCCAAGAGUCAGUUCCUGAAACAGGUGGAAGAGUUCAGCCCAAGGGCAGUGUACACAAGUGGCAAGGCUAGCACAGCUGCUGGUUUGACUGCUGCAGUUGUGAAGGACGAGGAAUCUCACGAAUUUGUUAUUGAGGCUGGGGCCCUCAUGUUGGCAGACAACGGGGUGUGCUGUAUUGACGAGUUUGACAAGAUGGACCCUAAAGACCAGGUGGCCAUUCACGAAGCUAUGGAACAACAGACCAUCUCCAUUACCAAGGCUGGAGUCAGGGCAACCCUCAAUGCCAGGACCUCCAUCCUGGCAGCAGCCAACCCCAUUGGAGGCCGAUACGACCGCUCCAAGUCGCUGAAACAGAACAUAACCCUGACAGCUCCCAUCAUGUCCAGAUUUGACUUAUUCUUCAUUCUCGUAGAUGAAUGUAAUGAGGUGACAGACUAUGCUAUUGCAAGAAGGAUUGUGGACCUGCACAGCCGUAACGAGGAGUCCAUUGACCGCAUGUACAGUGUCGAGGACAUCACCAGAUAUCUCAUGUUUGCCAAGCAGUUCAAACCUAGGAUCAGCAAGGAGUCCCAGGAGUACAUGGUGGAGGAGUACAAGCGUCUUCGACAGCGUGAUGCAACUGGGUCUGCCAGGUCAGCAUGGAGAAUCACAGUGAGGCAGCUGGAGAGUAUGAUUCGACUGUCUGAGGGCAUGGCUCGUAUGCAUUGUCAGGAUGAGGUACAACCUAAGCAUGUGAAGGAGGCAUUCCGGCUACUAAACAAGUCCAUCAUCCGUGUUGAACAGCCUGACAUUCACCUUGAGGAGGAGGAAGAGGAGGUUGAACAACCGGACGUUCCCAUGGAAACUGAAGAGGAGACCACAACCCAGGACACCCAAGAGGCAACAGAGACAGCUGCUAAGACCCACAAGAAAGGGCUAAAACUGUCAUACGAGGAGUACAAACAGAUGGCCAACCUUAUGGUCCUGUACAUGAGGAAGACAGAGGAAGAAGCUGAAGAUGACAGCCCAGGCCUUCGUCGCAGUAACCUUAUCAGCUGGUAUCUGGGCGAAAUGGAGUCAGAGAUAGAGUCUGAGGCCGAGCUGGUGGAAAAGAAAAAUGUCAUCGAGAAAGUGCUUGACAGGCUUGUACACCAUGACCAUGUUAUGAUUGAGUUAGCUCAGACAGGUCUGGAGAAAAGAUCCAAGCGAGAUGAGGACACCUUGAUCAAGGAGGACGACCCAUUCCUUGUAGUGCAUCCAAACUAUGUCAUCGAAUGAGGGGGUUGGAGGACCAUGUAUGAGAUCAUGUAUUCCAUACAAUGUUUUGGAAACAUUUUGUGUUAUAGUUCUGUGAGACCACUUAAUAUAAAAUAAAGUUAAGAAAUUCAAUACAUGUAAGCAUUUUACAAAACAUUUGCAUGAUAAAGCGCUGGAUUGAAAAACAUAAACAUGAGUUUCUCAAGCUUUCUUGGUUGAACCAUUAAUGGUGCUACAAAUUGAAAUGUGCUUUUAAAACACUGCAUAUUUGUUCAUACGAAAAUGUUUAAUUGUUAAUGAUAAACUUGAACAUAGUGAUUGGAUAAAAAGUAUUUGUCUGUGCUGUUCAAUUAAAUACCAAUGUUUAUGUCUAAUUUCGUGUUCCAAGAGAUUGAUGUAUGCAUAAAUAAAAGUUCAAUGAUGUCUGUAAGGUGAAAUGAUUUGUUUGUAAAUGUGAACAAGUACAGAUGUUUCUACUAUUGCUGGAUAGGGGGACCAAAUUGUAUCAUUAUUGUACAGUUUAUAUUUUUCAUUGAUAUUAACCGAUAUAUAUUCAAUUUCAUGAUCAAGGCCAUAUUUAUAAAUUUUUACCAAGUUUGCUAUUUUCAAAGUACUCAAUGUAUAUGAAAAACCACUGCUCGAGUUGUAUAUUGUUUGAAGAUCUGAGCUGUUGGUAGUUUCAACAUUGAAUUACUCUGGACCUUGGAAUAGAAAGUGUCUUUGAGUGCUUAAUGCAUUAACGUUGGUGUUAAACAGAAAUGUGUUCAAUUUAAAACCAUGUAUUUACAAAAAUGUGUUCGAAUUCAAUUUGUUCAAUAGCAAUGCAUUUUGCCAAACUGUGUUCAAUAUCUUGUGUUCAAAAAUAGAAUCAAAUUUCUACGCCUUUUAUAUUUGUAAUGUUUAUAACUAUUUUUGUACAGAAUGAAGCCUAGAAUAAAGAUGAAAACCAG
Mya arenaria is the source of this 3434-nucleotide messenger RNA. RefSeq names its product zygotic DNA replication licensing factor mcm6-B-like. Gene Ontology annotation, molecular function: single-stranded DNA binding; single-stranded 3'-5' DNA helicase activity; ATP binding. Gene Ontology annotation, cellular component: nucleus; MCM complex. Bases 67 to 2505 code for a protein of 812 amino acids. The transcript has 17 exons. Lineage: Eukaryota; Metazoa; Mollusca; Bivalvia; Myida; Myidae. Gene Ontology annotation, biological process: mitotic DNA replication; double-strand break repair via break-induced replication; DNA replication initiation. The record is from RefSeq and is a predicted model, not a curated record.